GCGAGCUCUGUAGUUCUGCCCAAGGCGAAGAGUGUUGAGCGCGGGUGACUCCAUGCUUUUGUUUACAACUAGGUGCUGUGGCACUCCUUGAGAUAGUCUCGACUCGUUUCAAUGAUGACUUGCCAGAACCACACGCCAAGCGCGACACGUAGCAAGCAUCUGAGUAUCAUGCAUGGCUGCAGUAGCAACACAACGGCACGAGUUAUCGACGGGGUCUGCGCACGCGACCAUGACUUUAUCCCGGUAUAAGCGGCCAUCCCCUCGCUGAAAGAGUGCUGGACAAGGUUAAGAUGCCUUGUUUUGGCUGCUUUAAGUCCACGCAUGCUGGACUCAGCGCUGGCGCUGGGCAUAACCAGCAGCGCGCCAGUACCCAGGUUGAUGAGGCAACAGCGAAGAAGAAAUUUGCUUCGAGCAGCAUUCCAAGCUUGCUAAGCAAGGCCACUACUGGCGCGCAAGAGAGCAGGGCGGCAUCGGGAGUGGGCGAAACGGCGAACAGCUCCUCGCCGUUCAGCACUGCGCAACAGCUUGGUGACUCGGAGCAUGGCGCAGCUUUCUCUGGAGCCGACGCCCAGUCUCCCAGCCAUGCGGCGACUGCGGCCGGUCCCGAUGGCCAGCACGCGACAUCGGUGGCCUUGCUGCCCCGGGGCGGCACCACCAUGGCGACCGCCGGCGCCUAUUCCGCCUCAGCUGCCACCACCUCCCACUCGCAACCCUACACCCAGGGCACCAGCCAGCUGGCAGCGGCCUCCACCGGGGCCGGCUCCACAGCGACCACAACCAUGCAGCUGCGAGCCGGCCACUCCACCGCCGGCACCACAGCCACCACCGCCCCCAGCCGCCUCGGCAGCAGCCCGUUCAACGCCGCCCAAGUGGUCUACGCAUUCAAGCCUCCUCAGGGGGCAGCAGGCUCCGCGGCCCCGGCGCAGCCCCCCUCCCCCUCCCCCGGCCCCCCGCCGGCAUCUGCCUCCAUGAUCUCUAUCUCCGCCUCGGGCAUCCCUCCCCACCUCCUCAACAGCGCCGGCACAGUCCUGGGGCUCGGCACUGGCUCGCAAGCCCCCGAGGUGACGGCUCGGCUGCCGCUCUCCCCCGCCGGCGGCGGGGGCUCCAAUGCGCCGCCACCGGUGCCGCCCGGCGUGCUGCUUGCCUCGGAAGCCUCCACGGUACGACUCAUGGAGUACCUCGGCGGCACAGGAGGAGAUGGCCUUGGCGGCGGCGGCGGCGGUGGCGGCGGCGGCUCCGCCGCUGACGCCACCGUCGGCCUGCUGACCACCACACAUGCCAGCAGCAUCUCCGUGCGACCCUCCAUCGGCGUGGCCUCGGUGGUGGGCGGCGGCGGCGGCGGCGGCGGCGGCGGCGGCGGACUGGCAGCAGCAGCGCCCUUUGUGCCGCCUGCGGCGGGUGCGGGGGCUGUUGCAGCGGCCCGGUCAAGGCUGGGCGUGGGAGGAGGCGGAGGCGGGUUCUCGCUGUUUGGCGCGUUGAAGCAGUUUACCGAGGGCCUGUCCCCCGACGGCGCCGGCGGCGGCGCCGCCCGGCGGCCCAGCCUGGGGCCCGGCGGCGCCGCGGUGCCGCCGGCCCUGGCGGCGGCGGGCAGCAGCAACGCCUCGGAGGUGUUUGGCGGCUUUGGCCUGGCGGCGGCAGGCUCCAGCGCGGGGCGGGAGCCGCCCACCGCCACCCUGCACCGCGUGCCACAGCCCCACCACGGCCACCUCCACGGCCGCAGCAACCUGCGCCGGCAGGGCAACAGCGGCGGCAGCGAUGCCGCAGGGCCGGCGGGCGGCGGCGGUGGCGGCGGCGGCGCGGCGGCGGCGCGGCGUAGUGGUGCCGGUGGUGCUGAUGGCGGCGGCGGCGGCGGCGCUGUGGCGUGGCCGCCGACGCUGCAGCUGCAGCUGAUGACGAGUGGCGGCGGCGAGGGCGCGUACGGCAGUGAGACGGCGCUGGCGGCGGCGGCGGGUCUGGUCAUUGGCGGCCAGACCACCAACUCCAGCGGCGUCAACGCCAUUGCGGUGGCGGCGGCGGCGGCGGCGGCGGCGGCGGGCGCUGGCGGCGCGGGUGCCGGGCACGUGCGUGGCGGGCGGGCCGGGGCGGCGGCGGGCGGGCUUGCGAGAUUGCCGUCGGCGGCUCUGACGGAUGUGGGGGUGGAGAGCCUGGGCAGCAGCGGCUCGCUGGCGCAACACGCGGGAGCUGUGGCGGCGGCGGCUGGUGGCGGUGGCGGCGGCGGCGGCGGUGGCGGCGGCGGUGGCGGAGGCGGCGGUCGGGCCGCCUCUGCGUCGGCGGGCCGGGCGGCGGGCGCGGCGGCGGCGCUGCGCAUCGGGGCGGCUGGUGGCGGCGGCGGCGGCGGCGGCACUGGUGCCGGGUACGGCUUCCAGUCGGAGGCGAUGUCGUUUGAUGGGAUGGCUACCUUGUUCAGCGGCGCCUCGGCCCUCUUCACGCUUGAGGGAGCCGCCGGCUACGCCGGCGGCGGCGGCGCCGGCAGUGACACUGACACCGCAAGCAACGCUGGCGGCGGUUACGGCGUAUACGGAAGUUACGGCGGCGGCGGCGCCGGGCUCAGCGGGACAGGCUUUCUGCUGUCUGGCGGCGGCUUGGCGGCCGGCGGCGGUGGCGCCGGCGGCCGGCAACACCAGGGCCAGGGCCACGCCCGGGCUGGCGGCGGCGGCGGCGGCGGGCGGCGGCGCGGCGGCGCUGAGCGGCGGGAGUUUGCGGCGGCGGCGCGGCAGCUGGGCGCGGUGCUGGGCGACGUCCAGAUUGUGGCGGUGCUGGGCGCGGGUGCGCAUGGCAAGGUGUACAAGGGCGUCCUGGGCGACCGCUUUGUGGCGGUCAAGGUGAUCCACCACGAAACAGAGGUGGUCAUCGGCGGCGGCCGCGGCGGCGGCGGCGGCAGCAUGACUAAUGCGUUGGGGCUGGGGCCGCUGGGGAUCAGUAACAUGAGUCAUGGCGGCGGCGGCAGCGGUGGACACACAGGGCUGCUUUCGCCGUCUUUAAGCCUGACGAGCGGGCAGGGCGCCUACCCCGGCGGCGGCGGCGGUUAUGGUGGCGGUUAUGGUGGCGGUUACGGCGGCAGUGGAAGUGUGUACGGCGGCGGCGGAAGUGUGUACGGCGGGGCUGGCGGCGGGUUGCGCCCUGUGGUCGACAGCAGCAGCCAGCUUAUCGGCAACAGCGGCGGCGGCCUGGCAGGCCUGCUGACCGCCGCCGUCAACAUCAGCGGCGGCGCCCCAGGCAGUAGUUUGACCGACGAGCCGCCGCCGCCGCCGCCGCCGCCGGCAGCAGCUGGCGCGCCAUUGUUGCCGCUGCCUGGGCAUGACGGCGGCGGCGGCGGCGCCGCCGCCGCCGCUGGCGGCGCGGCGCUGACGCCGGCGGCGGCGGCGGCCUUGGAUGGCGUGGUUUCCGCUGGGCACGCCGCCGCCGCCGCCGCCGGCCACCACCAGCAGCUUCAGCACCACCCCACCGCCGCCAGCGCAAUGGCUAGCGGCGCCACCGCCGGCGGCGGCGCCCACACGCCCAUGAUCGCCAGCGGCGCCAGCGGGUACGGCACGCCCAUGCUCGGCCCCACGGCGCCGGCGACGUUCUCAGGGCCUGCAGGCGGCGGCGGCGGCGGCGGCGGCGGCGGCGGCGGCGUCAGCAGCCCCCCGCCGCCGCCGGCAGGCGCCGCGCGGGCGGCGCUGGUGGCGGCGGCGGCGGCAGUGGCCGUGGCGGCGGAGGCGGUGGACGCCGUUACUGGCGAUGACGACAGCGCCACGGCCGCCGUUGCGGCCGCCGCCACUGCCGCGAUGCCAGAGCCCGCGUCGGUCUCCCCGGCCGCGGCCCCGCAGUACCCACUGCACUACCAGCGCGCCGGCUCCUCCAACCUGCACCCGCUCUUCAUUCCCGGAGGAGAAGGGGCGGAUCCCGCAGAAGCAGGAGCAGCGCCGGUGCCAGCCGGCGGCGGAGCCGCCGGUGACGGCGCAGCCGCAGGCGGCGGCGGAGCCGCCGCCGCCGCCGGAGGCGGCGGCGCCGGAGGCGCCGGAGGCGGCGCAGCCGCCACCACCACCUCCGGCGGCAUGUGGAACGGGCUGCCUACGCUGACGCUGCCGGGUCUGCCUGCGCCGGUGGUGAUGCCGCACAAGCACAUGCUGGAGGGGCUCAUCUCUGCCUCCGCCGCGCACCCCAACAUCGUGGAGACCUACCGCAUCGUCACGCAGCUGCUCUCGGCGCCCGGCCUGCCCGCCUUCGUCGUGACCCGUGGGGCGCCGGCGGCGGGCGCCGGCGGCGAGGCCGCCGCCGCGGCGGCCGCGGCCGCGGCGGCGGCGGCGGUGGUGGCUGGUGCGAGCGGCGGCGGCAGCGAGGAGGCGGCGGACCCGGUGCCGCUGUGGGAGACCACGACGAUCUCCGCGGCGGCGCUGCUGGGCUUGGCUGGCGGCAGCAGCUCUGGCAGCGCCGCUGCCGCUGGAGGCGGGGUCGCGGCGCCGGCGUCAGGGCAGCCGCCGCCGCCGCCGCAGCAGCAGCAGCACCUGCAGCACCCGCAGCACCAGCACCCGCAACAGCCGCUAUCUGCGCUACCGCCGGGCCUGCGCGUCAGCUUGACGGGGCGGCGGCCGCGGCUGCAGCGCGCCAGUAGCCUGGGGCCGCACCGACACGACUGGGAGGGGGGCAACAGCCCGACUGGCGGCGGCGGAGGCGGAGGAGGAGGCGGAGGAGGCGGAGGCGGGUACGCUCUUGUGGGCGGCGGCGGCGGCGGCGGCAGUGGCAGCGGCAUGUCUGGCGGCGUGCCAGCCGCCAGUGUUGUUGAUGCGGUGCACGGCGGUGGUGGUUUGCCUGGGGGCGGCGGCGGCGGCGGCGGCGGCGGCGGCGGCGCAGACGCCGCCAUUGGCGCCGGGCCUGGUCCCGGCGUCGGCCGCCUGCCUGCCCUGUCGGCGGGCCAGCACCCGCUGUCGCUGACGGCGCUGGGGCCGCUGCUGAUGCAAGCCCCGGCGGCGGCGGCGGCGGUGGCGGCGGCGGCGGCGGGGCCGGCCCCCGUCAGUCCGCUGCGGGGGCCCCGCCGGAUGGAGGUCUACGCAGCCGGCCCCUCCGCGGCGGCGGCGGCGGCCGCGGCGGCGGCGGUGCAGCUGACGGCGGCGGCGCUGGGCAGCGCCACAGCCGACCGCAGCGGCGGCUCCAGCGGCCCCAUGUGGCAGUCCGCGCUGAGCGGCUCUGCUUACACACGCCGGAGCACGGACGUCGCCAGCGUGCGGCCCGCGGCAUUGCUGUCAGGGCCCGCUCCGCCGCGCCCGCAGGUUGUGGUGGCGGCGGCGCCGGCGCCGCUGUCGGCGUCAGCGGCACAGGCGGAGGGGGCGCCGCCGGCGCAGGGCGAAGCGGCGGGCGCGCCGCGGCGGCGUCCGCGUCAGGCGGCGCGUCAGGCCUAUCUCCAAGCGGCCGAGCCGCGUGUGCUCGAGUACCUGUCAUCGCUGCCGCCUCCGCCUGGGGCAACAGCAGCUGCGGCCGCCGCAGAUGAGCUGCCCGCUGUCGCCGCCGCCGCCGCCGCCGCCGCCGCCGCCGCAGAUGAGGAUGAGCUGCAGGGAGCGGCUGAGCUGGCGGCGCGAUGGAAUGGCGAUGCUGCCGUUGCCGCCGCCGCUGGCGCGGGGCAGCCCUUUCCUGGGGAGGAAACCGUUGCCGCGGCCACCAGCGCUGCUGCUGCUGCCAGUGGUGGCGACGCAUCCGGGAUUGCUAACGCCAGUGCUGAUGUCAAUGCGGCUGCCCAUGCGGGUGCGAAUGCGGAUGCCGUGACUGACUCAUUCUUCGUACGGCCAGAGGAGGACCUAUUACUAACGAGCACGUCAGCUGGCGGGUGCGUCGCUGCGGCCGCCGCCGCUGCCGUUGCUGCUAGUGCUUCUGCCGAUGGUGGCGGCGGCGGCGGCGGCGGCGGCGGCUUGCAGCCGCCCCGACACGGAUCUGCUACAGCCACCCACAGCACGUUCGGGCUUGGCAGUAGCAAUGAUGGCGAGGCGGGGCACGGCAGUGUUAGUCUGAUCAACACAGCCGCAGCGGCGCUGGGUGGCGGUGGUGGCAGCAACGCCGGUCAUGGCGGCGCGGCGGCGGUGGCGCCGCCGGCGGCCAGCUCAUUGGCCCUGUCAUUUGGUGAGAUGGGGCGCGGGCUGUCGGCGGCGGUGGCCGCUAGAGUGGCGGCGGCGGCGGCGGCGGCGGCGUUGGAAGGGCGUGAGGCCCUGGAUGUCGGUCUGCAGGACGAUGCCAAUGCCCCUGCCAAUGCCGCUGCGACCCUCACCGCUGCCACAGCGGCAGCCGUCGUCAGCACCCCCGUUGCAACGGAGCUGCGUGCCGGGACAGGAGGCAAAGUUAGCGGCGACAGCGCUGCGCCGCCACCACUGCGCCGGCCGCCAGCAAAGGACGAGGCUAGCGGCGAGACAGACGGGAUCCAGAACCCGGAUUCAGCAGAGCUUAUUUUGGAUUUGCUGGGUGCGCAGGCGGCCGCGCAGCGCAGCCUGAGCUUCCGUGCUAGGCACCCGCAGCACGCGCAGCACCCGCAGCAGCAGCAGCACCCGCAGCAGCAGCAGGGGGCGUCAGUGGCCGCGUCCGCAACAGCUGUGGCGGCGGCGGUGGCGGACAGCGAAGACGCGGCGGCGGGCCUGGCGGCAGUGCUGGCGCCGCCGACAAUGGCAGCAGCCGUCUGCAGCCCUGGCGGCGCCGCCAGUAGCACAAGUCACAGCCACAGCCACAGUCACAGCACGGGUGUGGGCGCGCACAGCACGGCCGGGGCCAGCACGGAGCCUAGUCUGGCACUGCCUGCCCCGCUACAGCCGCUGCCACCGAUGCCACCGAUGCCACCGAUGCCGGCCGCAAGUGGCGGCGCUGGCGGCGGUGCUGGUAUUACUGGUGGCGGCAGCGGCAGCGGCGGCGGCGGCGGCCAUAACCCGGCUGCCAGUUGGCAGCUGCCCACCAUUGAUGAGCUAAAACCGGGGGUUGACGGUGGCGACCUAGCCGCCAGUGGCGGCAGAGGCGGCGGCGGCGGCGGCGGCGGCCCAGUGGCGGGCUCCACGUCACCCAGCCCGUUGACACGAAGCAGUACGGCAGGCAGCGCACGUGGCUCGUCCCAACUGAAUCGUACGGGCUCAGGUCAUUCUGCUAAUGACGCCGCCGCCAUUGCCGCCAACGGAAUGUUCCUGGGUACGGGCACGGGUACGGCACUGUCGGCGAUCCGGUCGGAUCGCGACCGCCCGUCUAACAGCAGCGGCAGCCAGAAUGUACGAGUGCUGCUCGGGAGCGCCGGCGGCAUUUUGAAUACCGGUGGUGGCGGCGGUUACGUAAUGGUUGGCGGGCAGUUGAUGCCGAGCGAUCUGCAGUACGACAAGCUGUCGUGGAGUAACGCCACUGGCACCUCGGCCUCAACCAACCUCUUACUGAACAGCGGCUUCACGGCACUGCUGACGUCGCUAACCACCGCCGGCGGCUCCAAUCAGGGCGGUGGCGGCGGCGGCGGCGGCGGAAGGCGGGAUAGCGCGCAGGGCCAGGGCUUGGGUAACGCACGGCGCACCACCAACACAUACGCAAGCAGCAACGCCGACCCCUCCCUCUCCACCAUCCCCAACCACACCGGCGGCAGCCGCCAAGGCGCCGCCACCGCCGCCCCCGCCUCCGCCGCCAGCCCGCCGCCAGCCCACCAAAUGACUCGCGGCAAGUCCUCAAUAGGCCCCCUGGCGCAAGGUGGCGGCGGCGCCGACGUAGCGCCGUACGGCGGCGCGUACGGCGGCGGCGGCGUUUCGAAUCUGGGUAUGGAUCCGCCCGACAUGCGUGCCGUACUUGCCGGCAAGAUGAGCCGCUCUUUCACAGACGCCCGCUCCUCCCGGUCGAGGCGUAGCCUGCUCGCCAGCGCCACCGCCGCCGCGGCAGCCGCAUCGGCGGCGGCGGCCGCCGCCUCGGCAGCUGGUGGCGGCGGCGGCGGUGGCGGCGCCCCGGGCUCGCCUUGGUCACGGAGCACAGCGGCUGCCGCCGGCAGGCCCGGUGGCGGCGGCGGCGGCGCCGCCAACACGACCAUAGGCGGCGGGAGCACGAGCACCACUUUUGGCGGCGGUGGCGGCGGCGGCGGCGGCGGGCACCAGCACUCUCACCACCACCACCCUCACCACCACCACCACCCUCACCAGCAGCAGCUGGUUAUCCGGGAGAAGUGGCAGGUGCUGAUUGUACAGGAGCUGUGCAUCCGCGGCUGUCUCAAGGACGCCAUCACAGGCGGCGUCUUCCACGCCACAAACACAGCGGCAGGCUCCGCGACCAACGCCUACGGCUCAGUGCAGCGCGGCGGCGCAGGUGGCGGCGGCGGAGGCGGCGGUGGCGGCGGCGCCAAUGGCGGCGGCGGCGGCGGCGGCGGCGGACGCGGCGGCAGCUACACAGCGGGCGCUCUGUCUACCCAGGACCACGACGACGGUGAUGGCGAGGGCGAGGGCGAGGGGAGUUUGUUGGAGAGCUGGGACGUCAAGAGCAAUUACAGGGGCAUGGGCGGCCCGCUGGGGGGAGGAGGAGGGGGCGGAGGCGGGCGGGCGUAAGAAGCAGGGUGGGCGUGUGCCUCAUUUCUUCUGGCAUGAGGGUAGCCGGGCAGCAGAGUGCUUUGGCGGAGGGUGGGGUAGUCGUUGUUUGGUUGAGGCCUUGGUUUGUGGGGACCGGUGGGGCUCGGCCGCGGGGCGGGAGGCCCCGUGUCUUUGCUGCGGCCGGCGGGAUGCAAUGAUCGAGUCCGGCGAAAGCAAACAGGCCGUCUUCUAUUUAUUUGAAUUGCUGCUGUGAUGCUCCAAUGAGAGUGCGGACAAUGCACGCGGCUCCUAUCCUGCCAUUUAUACUCUUUUGAUACGCACGAGCUAAGGUAAAUUUACAAAUGACGGCUGGUCUUCGUGGCAGUCGGAAGAACGCGUGCGUGUUACUAUGUUGAGUGGGAGUGCGGUGCCUUCCACACAGCCCACGCCGCCAUGAACACCUGUCCAUGCCGCCACGCACAACGCACAUUUGUCAGGAUGCACUACCGGUAGUGUGUGCUGGCUCAUCAAGCCGCUAUCUGUUGGCAGUACCGUAUUGGCUUUGCAGAAAUGGACGUGAGCGGUCAACGCCCGGGGGCGUGAGGAGUGCUUGCGGGCAUGUGCGCCCAGGCGGGUGUGUUUGUGUUUUUUUUCGUGUUGUGUUUGAACAAUGCGUGUGUGUUUGUGUUAUGCAACAAUGCGUGUGUGUUUGCUUGUGUCUUUGUGUGGUGGCAUGUGGCUGGCAGCGCGGCUGGGCUGCGCGGGUGUGGCAGUAGCGGCAGUAGCGGCAGUAGCGGCAGCGGAGGACUGCACCGCACCGGUGCUCCACCAGGGCUCCACCGGGGCUCCACCGGGGCUGCUAGGGGCGCUGGCUGUGCCGGUAGUGGUCGGUUUGGGGUGCUCCACCGAUAGCGAAAAUGCGCUGUUUACAUUUAUCAAUGCAUGCGAGAGAGCCACGAACGCACGACACGGGGCUGUGUUAACAAAACAACAGAACGAAGGCGCGGGGCUGUGACGGCGCCAAUUAAACUGUUGUCUAUUGGGCAGGCAGUGUGUGUGUGUGUGUGUGUGUGUGUGUGUGUGUGUGUGUGUGUGUGUGUGUGUGUGUGUGUGUGUGUGUGUGUGUGUGUGUGUGUGAGCGCGGCGGGUUAGCGGUAGGGCGCUUCCUUGCUCGCGUUCGGGUUCAGGUUCGGGUUGACAAGGGAAAGACACUGUGUCGCCCAACAGAUUUCUUCGCGUGUCCUUGUUUGCGGCGAGGACUGGAAUGCGUUGAUUGUAGCGGCGAUGCCGGACUCAGCAAUUCGGGUUUGUUGCCGUUUGCAGUGGGUUUAGGAAAAGAGGAUAGCCGGCGUCACAGGUGCCGUGGCGGCAGUGAGCGCCCACGGCGCAUCUCUGUCUAAUUACUAUCAUCGUGACAGGCAAGACCGCCUGAACCCCUGUCUAAUACGGUAUGUCUACUUGCUGAGCUCCGUGGGGUUUUGGGGCCUGGAGGCUUAGUGAGGCUUCACCAUCAGGUAGGGCGGCGCCGCGGCAGCCACAGAAGGGGAGCCUCAGCCCUGCAUGAUUGGGAGUCGCUGUAGAAGGCUGCUGAGGCCUGAGCGGCUGAGCCUAGGGCUAAGGAGGCCGCUCUAGGUUCACUAGGAUGGGCGAGUAGGGGCGAGUGCGCUGCAUCAUGAGGUAAAGUGGACACUGGGCUGGGGUGUGAGACAAGCAGGCCUUCUGCAGCGGGUGGUAGUCGUUCAUAGCAUGGGUGCGGCGCGGAGACCCCCAAUCGAGCGCUCGUAUCUUACGAAGGCAGGGGCGGCGUCAGUGGCCGAAUUCCUUAAAAUGGCUUGGAUGAC
Chlamydomonas reinhardtii is the source of this 10312-nucleotide messenger RNA. RefSeq lists its product as uncharacterized. NCBI's taxonomy places the organism in Eukaryota, Viridiplantae, Chlorophyta, Chlorophyceae, Chlamydomonadales, Chlamydomonadaceae. The record is from RefSeq and is a predicted model, not a curated record. The transcript is spliced from 5 exons. Bases 291 to 8510 code for a protein of 2739 amino acids.